Molecule: messenger RNA, 1023 nt
Organism: Dujonia railenensis
Lineage: Eukaryota; Fungi; Ascomycota; Pichiomycetes; Serinales; Debaryomycetaceae
Source: the annotation of a GenBank genome assembly
AUGAGGGGACAGUCGGCAAAAUCCAGUACUGCAAGCGUGACUGCAAGAGAAGCACCUCCUGAUAGUGAAGAACAAAGAUUUAAACAAAAAUGUAGAGAGUUGAAGAAAAGAAUCACGGAAGUAGAAGAAAGUAACGACGUUGCAACUUUAGCAUUGACCAGAACAAAUGCUGUGAUACGUAGAUUACGUCUCGAGUACGCCAUUUUACUUGAGAGAUUAGAAGAGCGUGCGACCAAUCCAGCUUUUGACCCUGAAGAUAUGUCUCCCCCACCUUCUCCUAAGAUACUUGAUGAAUCCUUAAAUUCUAGCAACGUUAAGCUGAGUAAAGGUGGAAGUGGUGUGAAGAGAGGAAGCAGAAAGGCAGGAGGUCGUGCUGGAUCAUCUGUAGCAGGUUCUAAUGGAUCAUCUGGUGCUUCAUCUAAGCCAGCAAGAGAUCCAAAUUUACCCAAGAGACCUACAAACGCUUACUUGAUAUUCUGUGAUAUGGAGAAGGACAGAAUUAGACUGGAAUUGGAGGAGAAGAACCCUGGUGCCGUUAGCGAGUUGUCAAAGGCUAUAACGGAGGCAUGGAAUAACUUGAAUGAAGAAGGUCGUGCUCCAUAUUUCAAACUUUAUCAAGAUGAUAGAGAGAGAUAUCACAGAGAAAUGUCAAUUUAUAAUCAGAGAAAGCAAGAAGCCGGAGAAGCUGAAGCUCCAGCUCCAAAGAGACAAAAGUUUGUCAUUAAAUUGAAACCUCAACAACCUCAAGUACAAUCUUCUUCUACUCCUGCUGCUAACGACGAACCAAAGGUAGAGUUGAAUUCUGAAAUUGACCCUCCAAGUGAUAUCAAUGAUCCUGAAGAACCUACUACAGAUGUACCUGAAUCAGAAUUGAAUGCGCCUGAAGAAGAAGGUACCCCAAUGGAAGAAGUUGAAGAGGACACAGAACUUGCCGAAGACGUAAAAGAAACAGAUUCAAAAGAAUCGAAGGACGAAUCAAAGGAAGAGGAAAACAAAGCAGUUGAAACUACAAAUGAAAACUGA